Molecule: messenger RNA, 813 nt
Organism: Pelobates cultripes (western spadefoot toad)
Lineage: Eukaryota; Metazoa; Chordata; Amphibia; Anura; Pelobatidae
Source: the annotation of a GenBank genome assembly
AUGGGGCGGCGAAAUAAAAAACCGGACAAACCCCCCUCUACAGCUGACAUCGGAGAACUAUUGCGGAGGCCCCAAAACUUCCAGAGGCCCGACACGGCACCACAACUGGAGGGCCUGUACCACUCGUUCAGCGAGACCACCGAAUCAGAAGAGGAAGACUAUGGCACUGGAGUGGUGGGAAGACCAAUCCAAUCACCCAUGAAACCUAGCCUCACAGAGGAGAAGCUCAAGGUCAUGCUGGGAGAGCUGCGCCGCAACAUAGCAGCCGACAUCGGAGUCUUCCGCGACGAGAUCAGUGGAGUGGUGGCAUGCCUGCAAAACGCGGAGCUAAACACCGCCGCACAAGAAUCCCAUCUAGCAUCGGUGGAACAACAAAUUCUCACCCUGCAAAAGACACAGAAACAACACCAAAUCAACAUGGCAGCACUUGAAGACAAAAGACGUGGGAAGAACGUCAAAAUCCGAAGCCUACCAGAAGAGGCAGAGACCACAGAGCUGCCGCACCUAAUCCGCAGACUGCUCAACACAUUAUUCAAACCCAAAAAGGCCAAAGGGAUGCCGCUGGAUAGCUGCUUCCGCAUCUCUGGUCAGCAAGCCGGCACACCGGUGAGGGGGAACAAUGUAAUCGUCAGAUUACAACAAGGCAGAGAUCGCCAAACAUUCAUGGCGGCCGUGCGCAGUAAUUCUCCUUUCCACUUUGAAAGCCACUCUCUGACCUUUUACCCUGAUUUGUCCAAGGCCACCAUGGACUGGAGACGGCCCUUGCGACCCCUGACUACAGAACUCAUAGCACACAACAUACCCUACCGCUGA